AUUAUUGAUGUAAUUGUUUGAUUACUUGAUUGUUAAGUGCUAAUUAACUGGUUAAAACAAAUCAACAGUUGUUCUUGAAUCUUGGUCAUGUCCGCGUGUUUAAGGGGACAACCCGAUAACGGUGAGUGUCCAGACACCACAGGCCUCCACUAAAAAAGAGUCUUAAGUCCACAGGUCUGGUCUUCUCUUUGAAAUGUCUAAGGAGAAACAAAGAAAGAAAAAAACCAAAAGCAAACGUACGCAAAACGCACUCUUGUCUUUUGGUACUUCCCUGUUGUCUAUUGCCCUUACUUCCCUGCUAUAUCCAUCCACAGACAAGACCAAUAACAAAGUUGUCAAGCAACCAUCUAGACCGGGGCCACAAGCAGAGUCAAGGUCUUCUCUUAAUGUCCUAUCCUAUCCUAUACGUCUAAUUUGAGCAGCCCUAUUGGACCAAGGAGGAGGAAAAUAACACAAAACACGACUUACUUUGUGGUUCUAGACUAGCUGAUAACAACCAUCAUUGAUGUAGCAGUGUGAAGUAUACCACAUAAAUGAAUUAAUAAAUAAAUACAAUUCUCUAUUAAUUAAGGUACAAAAUAAUCAGCAAACAUGAAUUUGGCCAGUUGGUCGUUAGUCCUCCCCCCAAGAACACUCGCCCUUUAUGGGGGAAAAAAAAUUCUACAAAAGGAUCAAUAAUAUUCCAACACAGUUUUUGCUAUAAAAGCUGAAGUUAUUUUCAUUCAGAGGAACAAACAGACAAAUGGGUUCCUCAAGAUUGCUAAUUUUCUUCAUUCUUCCUAUACUCUUGGUCUUGGACCCUCUUGCUCCUGCCAUAGCGGAUGACCAAAACAGCCACACUCUUUGCACGGAGAGAGCAGACUACUGCUGGAGCUGCUCCAAUGCUAACAACACCAUCAACAAUGGCAGCAUCUACAAACAAAAUCUCAACUCCCUCCUCUCCUCUUUCCCUUCCAACGCCCAAAUCAAUUCCAGGUUUUACAAUUUUUCUCUGGGACAAGCCCCCAACACAGGGAACGCAAUUGCCGUAUGCAGAGGGGACGUUGCACUCAAAGAUUGCCUUACCUGUUUCAAGGACUCUGUUUCCAUUCUCCUGCAGAACUGUACCAGUACUAAUGAGCAGGAAGCAAUCAUAUGGGCACAGCGCUGUACGGUUCGAUACUCGACCGUCUCGAUUUUGGGUGUGCUUGAAGAUGAGCCUGUUCUGUAUUUGAAGAGCCCACGUAACGCAUCAAACGCUGAACUUUACAAUCAGGUGCUCAACCCCUUAUUUAAAAAUUUAAGUGAGAAAGCUACAGCAGGGAACUCUGUUUCAAAAUUUGCAGCAGGGCAUGCGCUGGUGCCUGUAACAAAUCAAACUAUAUAUGCAACUGUCCAGUGCAGCCCUGAUUUGGACAAACAAAACUGCAGCAAUUGCCUUGAAGAGUCCAUCUCAGAUAUUCGAAAGUGUUGUGUUGGUGUGGAAGGAGCAAGAGUUCUUAAACCCAGCUGUUAUUUGAGGUUUGAGUCCAAUCCUUUCUAUGAGCCUGGAGCAGAUACCCUAAUAAACCUUCCAGGCGAACAAGGAAAUAAUACAAGUGGAAAUAAGCCGAGUAACAUUACAACAAAAGUGUCGCCACCGUCGUUCUUCCGAUUGGCUUGCAAGCAAUUACGGACUGAACCAAUCAACACCAUUCUAUAUGCAAUACGCAUGGAGAUGGCCGACAACCACCCAUCGAAACCCACAACCAACUCCUCUCCGUCCCUCUUGUUCCAAUUUCUUAGCGUGGGUAUCGGUUCAUCACCUCGCUGCACCUUUCUGCUUCUUAGUCUGAAAGUGCAGACUAAGAGCAUCUCCACCGCAAGGACUUUAGCCAGGGCAAGAGGCCCAUUUCCUCGGUUUUGGACCUCCAGCGCAGCACCUGCAGCCCGGGCAAGCCCUGGGUCCCACCAGCCUGGGCAACCACAUAUCAUAAUAUUUAAAUACAAUAUCCUCAUACAGAUUCCAAAGGGAAAUGCAAUGGUGUCCUCAAGAUUUCUGUGUCUCCUUUUUCCCAUUCUUUUACUCAUCGCUACUCAUCAUCAAGCCUUUGCUGAAGAAGAUUGGCUAGCCUAUCAAAGCCACUUGUGUUCAAACAACAAAGGCAACUACACCACCAAUAGUACCUACCGCAGAAACCUCAACACCCUUCUCUCCUCCCUUCCCUCCAACAACACCGGUAACGGCUAUGGCUUUUACAAUUCAUCCUACGGCCAGAGCUCCGACAACAACCAAGUUUAUGCAAUUGCACUUUGCUAUAUGGUCAAUAUUGACGACCCUGGCUGCCGCAAUUGCCUUAAUGUCUCCAGGUACGCUCUCAUUGAGCUCUGUCCUAAUCAGAAGGAAGCUAUGUUUUUCACCCACGGUUGUAUGUUACGCUACUCAAACAGUUUGAUAUAUGGCACCAUGGAAACUGCGCCUUCUCUCUGUAUGUCCAACCCACAAGACGUACCGUCUUCCACCGUCAACGAAUUCUUUGAAAAGCUAAGGGAGUUGUUAGGGAGCUUAAGAAGUGAAACUGCAGCUGCUGGUUCUCUUCGUAAGUUUGCAUAUGAAAACACAAGCGGUGAAAAUAUCCAAACAAUAUACGGUCUUACGCAGUGCACGCCAGACUUGUCCGAGCAAGACUGCAAUGAUUGCUUAAUUGGUGCUAUUGGAGGUUUGUACAUGUGUAGUAAUGGGAAAAUAGGUGGGAGAGUUAUUAGACCCAGCUGUUACUUUCUGUAUGAGGUUUACCCCUACAUUAACAUUUCAGCUGUCAAGCCACUGCCAUCUCUACCAAGCCCACCAUUAUCAUCACCACCAAUAUCUCCUCCUCUGCCUUCAACAACCGGGAAUUCACAAGGAUCCAAUAGAUCUCGGAAUGUCGUGAUUAUUGUUGUGUCAAUCGUUGUUUCUCUGCUACUAAUUAUAUCCAUCUGCAUUUGUUUGAGAGUGAGGAAGACAAAGGGAAAGCUUGAAAUACUUCCAGCCGAAGAUGUAGAUGAGAUUGGAAAUGCGGAAUCCUUGCAAAUGGACUUUGACACCAUUAGAUUAGCCACAGAUGACUUUUCUGAAGUUAAUAAACUCGGACAAGGAGGAUUUGGCUCUGUUUACAAGGGUAGACUUUUCAAUGGAGAAAAUAUAGCAGUAAAAAGACUUUGUAUGAAUUCUGGACAAGGAGAUAUAGAAUUUCAAAAUGAGGUCUUGUUAGUGGCCAAGCUUCAACAUCGAAAUUUAGUUCGUCUCUUAGGUUUCUGCAUGGAAGGACAAGAGAGGCUUCUUGUCUACGAAUUUGCCUCUAAUGCAAGUCUCGAUCGUAUCAUAUUUGACCCAAUCAAGCGUGCAGAGUUGGAUUGGGAUGGACGAUACAAAAUUAUAGUAGGCAUUACUCGGGGGCUCCUUUAUCUUCAUGAAGAUUCUCGUCUUAGAAUUAUUCAUCGUGAUCUCAAAGUUAGUAACAUCUUGAUAGAUGGUGAAAUGAACCCCAAAAUUGCAGACUUUGGCAUGGCAAGAUUGUUCGUGCUUGAUCAAACCCAGGCCAAUACCAAACGAAUUGUGGGGACCUACGGAUACAUGGCUCCAGAGUAUGCAAUGCACGGGCACUUUUCAGUUAAGUCCGAUGUCUAUAGUUUUGGUGUGUUAACUUUGGAGAUAAUAAGUGGACAGAAAAUUAGUGAUUUUCAGCAUGGAGAGAACGUGGAGGAUCUUCUAAGCUAUGCAUGGAAGAAUUGGGUUAAAGGGACAGCUUCAAAUCUAAUAGAUCCCACACUGAGGAUUGGUUCAAGAAGUGAAAUGAUGAGAUGCAUCCACAUUGGAUUAUUAUGUGUGCAAGAAAAUGCCGCUGAUAGGCCAACCUUGGCUUCAAUUAUUGUCAUGCUGAAUAGCUACUCUCUCGUUCUUCCAGUGCCCUCACCGCCAUCGUUUGUUAUGCACAGCAACACGGAAUUCAAAACUCCUUUGUGGGCAUUGGACUCUAAUUCAGAUGAUCAAUCACAAAGCAACUCUACGAAAGUGUCGGUGAAUGAGACUACUAUUAGUGACCUAUACCCUCGCUAGCAAGUGUUUAAGGUAUGAAAGCAGGAAAUAUUGACUUGACUUAUGUAGAAUUGUGGAGACUGCAGCUGCAAGUUCCAGGCUUUGGAAACCAAAUAUGAUUAAUGGCACCAGCGGCCUUCCUACUUUUCUGAAGCAAAUAAACUAGGACGGGGGAUUUGGUUCUGUUUACAAGGCAAUAACAAAAUAACAAUGAGUUAACCUUCAUAUAUUUCCAUGUCCCAAAUAACAAAAUAAAUAAAUGAACUUUCAUAUUCCUUGACUUAACGUCA
This is a messenger RNA of Prunus persica (peach), 4326 nucleotides long. RefSeq names its product cysteine-rich receptor-like protein kinase 25. The transcript has 11 exons. Gene Ontology annotation, molecular function: ATP binding; protein kinase activity. The record is from RefSeq and is a predicted model, not a curated record. NCBI's taxonomy places the organism in Eukaryota, Viridiplantae, Streptophyta, Magnoliopsida, Rosales, Rosaceae. Bases 743 to 4057 code for a protein of 1104 amino acids. Gene Ontology annotation, biological process: protein phosphorylation.